Apaloderma vittatum (bar-tailed trogon) is the source of this 3453-nucleotide messenger RNA. It is a transcript of the gene LEPR, whose product is annotated as leptin receptor. Gene Ontology annotation, cellular component: membrane; external side of plasma membrane. The record is from RefSeq and is a predicted model, not a curated record. NCBI's taxonomy places the organism in Eukaryota, Metazoa, Chordata, Aves, Trogoniformes, Trogonidae. Gene Ontology annotation, biological process: cytokine-mediated signaling pathway. Gene Ontology annotation, molecular function: cytokine receptor activity; protein binding. The transcript is spliced from 19 exons. Bases 1 to 3453 code for a protein of 1150 amino acids.
AUGUAUGGGCACAUCAUUCUGACCACGUUUGUGCUGUUGGACUUUCUUCAUAUGGCAGUUGCCCAUUGUAUGGUCCAUCAAAUUUCCCCCAGGAACUUUACGUUACCCUGUAUGCUGCUGAAUGAGACGGUUUUGAGUCCUUUUUCUACUGGCGUUGUGAAAGGCUGGGCUGGGCCAAGGAGAGAGCAGGAACCGUCUGAAACUAAGCCUUCCUUGCCAACAGGAGAAGAAAGUUUUCCGUGUUGCCUUUGGAGUGGGAACAGCAUUGAUUGUUCUUUGCACAGAGCAAGUAUGCAAGCAAGGAAUUUUAUUCCUUCAGAAAUAAGUGUCUCUGCUUCUCAGGACAUAGAUUCAAAUUGGAACAUUGAAUGUUGGAUUCAGGGCAAGCUGGACAUGUUGGUUUGUAGCUUGCAGCUUUUGAAGUUGUAUUGGAGAGCCAGCUUGAAGGUUAAUCUUAUAUAUUCUGUGUCAGAGCUGUCGCUGGGAGAUGUAACUACGAGCUCUCUACAGGGGCCUGUCCUGGUCGCUCGAUGUGGCUGCCGGGAGGAGGCUGCGUGCGAGUGCUGCGUGCCUGCUCCGAGGCUCAACCACACGUACAUCAUUUGGCUGAGGAUGACGAUGGGUGUAACUCCUCUGUGGUCGCCUUUGAUGUCAGUCAAGCCCAUAGACAUAGUGAAGCCUGAUCCUCCUUUGAACCUGCAUCCAGAAGUGACAGAGAAAGGUCAAGUGAAGGUCUGCUGGUCCGACCCUGCGCUGGUGCCGUACCCACUGCAGUAUGAAGUGAAGAUCUCUGCAAAUUCGGCUCAAACGGGUCGGCGGAUGAUUCAAGUUGCUCUGGAAACCUCACUGGCCCUGGACAACACACCGCUUGAUUCUUCAUACUUCAUUCAAGUGCGGUGCAGGAAUCGUCAUGGUCCCGGGUUCUGGAGUGACUGGAGCACAACGUAUGAUCUCAACUUGGGAGCUGAAGUCCUGUACUUCCCUCCUAAGAUACUGACCAGCGUCGGUUCUAACGUUUCCUUUCAUUGCAUCUAUAAAAACAAAACCAAGAUUGUAUCGUCCAAGAAGAUUGUUUGGUGGCUGAAUUUAGCAGAAGAAAUCCCAGAAAGUCAGUAUACGCUUGUGAGUGAUCGUGUAAGCAAAGUUACUCUUUUCAACUUGAAAGCAACAAAACCUAGAGGAAGUUUCUUCUAUAACGCGUUAUACUGUUGUCACCGAAAUAGGGAGUGUCAUCAUAGAUACGCUGAAUUAUAUGUAGUAGAUGUGAACGUUAAUAUGACGUGUGAAACGGAUGGGUACUUAACAAAAAUGACUUGCAGAUGGUCUGCAAACCCAAACACACUGCUCCUGGCAAGUUCCUUGCAGCUCAGGUACCACAGGAGCAGAAUUUAUUGUUCUGACUUUCCGAGUACUUCUCCAGAAUCAGAGGUGAAGGAAUGCCAUUUACAGAGGAAUCAUUUGUAUGAGUGCACAUUUCAGCCUAUUUUUCUUUUAUCUGGUUACACCAUGUGGAUAGAGUUUCAGCACUUCCUAGGAACACUCGAAUCCUCACCAACUUGUAUCGUUCCAGCAGAUGUGGUGAAGCCACUUCCUCCUUCCAACGUUAAAGCAGAAAUCACCAGGAAUGUUGGGCUGCUGAACGUGAGCUGGACAAACCCAGUAUUUGCGAACGAGGAUCUUGAAUUUCAGAUCCGUUAUGCUGUGAACAGGGAAGAAGUGACAUGGCAGCUUUAUGAAGUUUCAAACGCACCGGGGUGGGCUGUGAUAGAAGUUCAGGAGCUUUGCGUCGAGUAUGUUGUGGAGGUCCGGUGCAGGUCGCUGGAUGGGUCAGGUUACUGGAGCAACUGGAGCAGCUCAGCCUGCUCACGUGUGAAGGAUGUCAGAGCUCCCUUACAAGGCCCAGAAUUUUGGAGAAUUAUUGUUGAGGAUCCAGCGAGGAGGCAGAAGAAUGUUACGCUCCUGUGGAAGCCGCUGCUGAGGAAUCACUCACUGUGCAGUGUGAGCCGAUACGUUAUAAAGCAUCAGACGUCAAGAGACAGUGCGUGGUCAGAGGCUGUUGAUAAUGGCACUACCUGCUCAUUUCCAUGGACAGAACGCACACACACCAUUACGGUUUUAGCCAUGAAUUCAGUGGGAGUGUCUUCAGCUAAUUUUAAUUUAACUCUAUCACAGCAAAUGAGCACAGUGAACGUGGUGCAGUCGCUUCACGCAUACCCAGUGAACAGCACGUGUGUGAUUUUGGUUUGGACGCUCUCGCCUAACACAUACGCCAUCACGGCUUUUGUCCUUGAGUGGAAGAACCUCAACAAAGAAGAGGAGAUUAAAUGGGUGCGAGUUCCUCCGAAUAUUAGUAAAUAUUAUCUUUAUGAUCACUUUAUUCUGAUCGAGAAGUACCGGUUCAGCCUCUACCCUGUGUUUGCUGAAGGAGUUGGCAAAUCCAGAGCAACAGAUCAGUUUACCAAAGUUCCAGGCGGAUAUGAAAACGAGGAUAAUGCCAGCCUGUAUGUGGUUCUGCCAAUAGUGAUUUCAACCUCGGUUCUGCUGCUCGGAGCGUUGCUGGUGUCUCACCAAAGAAUGAAGAAACUGUUUUGGGAAGAUGUUCCAAACCCCAAGAAUUGUUCCUGGGCGCAAGGAGUUAAUUUUCAGAAGCCUGAAACUUUUGAGCAUCUUUUUAUCAAGAACCCCAAGGCAAUGUCAUUUGAGCCUCUUCUUCUGGAACCAGAAAUAGUGCUGGAGGACGUCACUGUUAGCAAAGCGUUGAAAAGAGAAGACGCGCAAGAUUUCUUAGUAAUUGAUUCAAUGUUUGCAAAAAUUCAAGACUCUGAACGUGACUCUGCUUGUUCCAGCAGCCACUUCAACAGCAGCAGCUUCUCGGAGAGCUCUCGUGAUGACCGAAUUGGCGGCGAAAUUCCCAGGCAGCCUGAUGUUAAAUAUGCUACUGUUAUUGGUAACUCCAGAGCGAGUGGGCUUUAUGACCAGAAAACGAAUGGAAGAAGUUGUUUUGAUCGAUGCUUCACAGCUGAAGAUUCCGUAGCCACAGGCACCUUCUCCAGUAGCUCUUGGGAGGUGGGAGAUGGGACGUUCCUCUCAUUCUCCGACGCCCCUNGGACGCGCUUUGCCCUCUCCCUCGUUUCUUCAGAGGGAUUUUCAGAGCCUUUGGAUCAGGAUGAUGCUUCCACGGACGGAGGCAGUCCUGAGCGGAGCCCCUGCUACCUGGGGAUAACAUCGCUGGAAAAAAGAGAACGGGACAUUUUUUUAACAGAAAGUUCCGGGGUGACAUGUCAGUUCCAUGUGACCGAUGUACUCGACGAGGGGGGGUUACUUCAGCCUGCGUCGCCUGAUUUAAACGUGUUUAUCCAAAGCAGCCUGAAGUAUAAAGCCAUCGUGUCGUACGUGCCGCAGUUUCAGAUGACUCCUGCCAAGGUGCAAGAGACCACAAAGAAAAACUCUUAA